GGACACUCGUUGAGCUAAGCGUCUCCGCCCAACGGCACCGGCUACCACUCAAAAAGGGAAAGUAUCCAUAGACUUGGCGAAAUUACACUGAAGUAUCCCCGUUGGCAGCGAUAGAAGAAUUUCCUCCCACACAGACUUGACCCCCAAUCACGUUAUCACCCCUAACUACCAGCACGUGUCUCUUACUAAGCUGGGGGUAUAUAGUUAGUUAAACUUCUUCCGCACUUCUGAACCUUCCGAUCCAUGGAAAACUUGGGGGUUUUCGGGGCUGGGGUCAAAUCGAACAACCUUCCAGUCUCAUGGCUGUCGUCUCUCGAUAAAAUUGCCCGUAAACCUGUUUCGAUGGGAGGAAGUGGUGCUCUAGUCAAACCACCCGACUGUCGACUGCAUACGGGAAGUCGGAAGAACUGCAAAACGCGACGUUACGAACUACCAAUGGCAGUUGGAGGAAGCGGCGGAGAGUUGCUCUGGGUUGGAGAGCACCAAGAACACUUCUCAUGGGUAUUUUGGGCAGCGAGAAUCGCACGGAAGACGGGGCCAUGGGAGUUGGGAUUGAGAAGGGUUGUGGUGGAUGAGGAUAGAUAUAUCUUUUGUGCAGUACGACAUCGAUUCUUGUCUCGAGUAGGUUCGAUCAGUGCUGCCAUCGAAGAUAUCUGUCAUGAGCCGAGGCUGCUGGGAUUCGUCAGCGAGAGUUAAUACUAGAACACUCAAGCACUCCAGAAACACCGGGCCUGCUCGUAGCUCGGAAAGACUGUUGCGUUGACAGCUCCGAGGAACUCACACCAUUUUGUCAACGCCGCAAACGUGUUUUGCAAGCCCAUAGA
Molecule: messenger RNA, 824 nt
Organism: Mytilinidion resinicola
Lineage: Eukaryota; Fungi; Ascomycota; Dothideomycetes; Mytilinidiales; Mytilinidiaceae
Exons: 1
Coding region: 244-696 (150 amino acids)
Source: RefSeq, a predicted model, not a curated record